AUGAAAGAUUCAGGGAACGGGAAACCAAAGGCAGGAGAUUUACAAGAGCGAAGGAGAGGCCUGGAGGCCGGGCGCUUUCCGACCGGGUCUCCCACCUCUCAAUGGGUCGCCGACAACGAAAACUUUCCCCCGACCUGUGAAAUCAAAACAAACCCGGUAGUAUACCCUCAACAUGCAAAGCUCACAGAUAAAGAGAAAACCAAUAUUUGCUAUUUGUCUUUCCCAGAUUCCAAUUCAGGUUGCCUUGGAGACACACAAUUUUGUUUUAGAUUCCGACAGUCUUCUGUCAGAAAGCUCUCAUGGCAUUGUUUUCUGGACCAGUUUGACAGAGAUCUUCCUAUUUAUUUAAAGAAGGAUCCUGCAUAUUAUUAUGGUUAUGUAUAUUUUAGGCAAGUCCAAGACAAAACGUUAAAAAGAGGCUACUUCCAGAAGUCCUUGGUUCUGGUUAGCAAGCUGCCUUAUAUCCACUUUUUCCACAUUGUGCUUGGACACAUUGCCCCGGAGUAUUUUGAGAAGAAUGACCCUUUCUUGGAAGCAGCUUGUAGUGAUAUUGAUCGGUGGCCAUCACCAGUCCCAGGGAAAACUCUACAUCUUCCUAUUAUGGGUAUUGUAAUUAAGGUACGGAUUCCUACAUGUCAUGACAAGCCUGGAACAACUGAAGCAUUGCAGACUGCACACAAGCCAGCCACACAGAUCUCCAUUGCUUUGCCUACUGUCCAUGAAGUGGAUCUGUUCAGAUGUUUCUCGCCAGUGUUCUUUCACAUCCAGAUGCUGUGGGAGCUAGUGUUGUUAGGGGAACCGCUUGUUGUCAUGGCACCCUCUCCAUCUGAGUCUUCAGAAACUGUGUUGGCUCUUGUAAGCUGUAUCUCGCCUUUGAAGUACUAUAGUGAUUUCAGGCCUUACUUUACAAUACAUGACAGUGAAUUCAAAGAAUAUACGACCCGUACACAGGCCCCGCCUUCUGUCAUAUUAGGAGUGACAAAUCCAUUUUUUGCUAAAACACUGCAGCAUUGGCCACACAUCAUCCGAAUAGGAGACAUCAAAUUGUCAGGUGAAGUCCCGAAGCAAGUGAAAGUGAAAAAGCUGAAAAACUUAAAGACCUUGGAUUCUAAACCUGGUGUUUAUACAUCUUAUAAGCCAUACUUGAACAGAGAUGAAGAAAUCAUAAAACAGUUGCAAAAGGGAGUGCAACAGAAGCGUCCUGCAGAAGCCCAAAGCGUAAUCCUUCGACGUUAUUUCUUGGAACUGACCCAAAGCUUCAUUAUUCCUCUAGAAAGAUAUGUAGCAAGUUUGAUGCCUCUUCAGAAGAGCAUAUCACCUUGGAAGAGUCCACCGCAGUUGAAACCAUUCAAUCAAGAGGAAUUUAUGAAAACUCUAGAGAAAGCAGGGCCACAGCUUACCUCUAGAUUAAAAGGAGACUGGAUAGGAAUGUAUAGACAUUUCUUGAAGUCUCCUAACUUUGAUGGUUGGUUCAGGACACGACGGAAGGAAAUGACCCAGAAGUUGGAAGCGCUACAUUUAGAAGCACUAUGCAAUGAGGACUUGCUGUUCUGGAGUCAAAAACAUACUGAAGUAGAAACAGUGGACCUUGUCUUAAAAUUAAAGGAUAAACUGACUGAUGGAGAAAACUUACCGGUGAAACCUGGGAUAAUGGAAAAGUUACAGAUGCACAUUGAUUCAAUUAUACUGGCGUUACCAGAAGAUUUGCAGGGUAUCCUGAUCAAAACUGGCAAAACGUGACAAACUGAAUGUUAUGCAGCCGCAUAUCCCGUGACACACAUUUCAAAGGUGCAGACAAGAUUUGUUUGGAGAACUGCAGAUGUGCAGAACGUUUUGUAAUAAAAACAAACUUUGCUGCUUCAAAAAGUUUUAAAGCAGACCUUGACAAAUUCAUCCUGAAUACUGAAGGAAGUGAAACAUUUUAUUGUCACUAAUGUGUAAAAAUUAAGUGCUCUUAAUGGUAAAUCAGCUUGCAUCUUACAUUUCUACCGUGUGGGACUAAAGUAAAGAACAGGCAUUGCUGAACUUAUGAGUUGGUGCUGCUCUGCCCAAUCCCAUAAAACUCAGGGGAAGCAAUAUUUUGGUUUCAAAAACGAUCUUGCUUAAAGUGAUAACUGGUAGUCUUUACUGAGCACUUUUCCUUAGAUUGUUUUUAAUUCCCAUUACCAGCCAAAAACAUUGCCAAAACAUAGCAGCUUUGUGACUUCUGAAUUUAGCAGCAAUUGAGAGCACGGUCCACACUCCUCCUCUGGGCUUGUGCACUCUCCUCCUCCCAUGGCUGGAGACAGGGCAGUUUUUUUCAUGUAGUCUGAAUGAUUACUACUAAUCAUAGCUUGCUUCCAUAUCAGGGGUUGGAAUAGGCUUCAGACUCAGGUUCAGAGCAAACUGUGGUUUGACUGAUUUGAGCCACAUGACAAACUGUGAUUAUCUUCAAACCCUGAAAUGGGGAAUGAAACCCUGGGUGUGCUUCCAAUUGCAAUGAGUCCAUGAUCUUGGAACUAAAGUGGUGAUUUAAGGUUUUCCUUAUUUGAUCACAGUCUGUUCUGCAGUGCACGGGGAGCAGCUGAAGAAUGAAGUAAUCCAUUUAAUUUCCCUAUGAUUUAUAUGUUUUUUAAUUGAGUUUUAUUAAAGGGUACUUCUCAUUAAAUGUCUUAGACAUUUCCCAUCGUGGUAUCUAAUUUCGAACAGUACUAAAAUUAAAAGGUGAAAAAUUAACUCAAACUUAUAUAUGAUGUUCCUUUCAGAAAAUGCAUGCCAUACCCAAUACCAGAUCAUCACACACAGAGAAAAACUGCUGUGGUGAAACAUGUCCUGCUAAGUGGAUGAUUAGGGGCUGUGUCCUCUAAUCAGUCCGUUGCUGGGGAGCGGAAAAUAAGAGUGACUUGCAAACAGCUUGCUCUCAAAUAGGAGUAUCACAAUAAUAUUCAAAUCAAGCUAACCUCAUCACUCCUGUGUGGUAGGUCUAAGGGAUUUCCCCCUUCCAUGUCACCAUUUUGUGCACUUUAGGCUGAUCUAAAAACUCAUGCAGAGACAUACUGAUAGUCCUUGGGUAGAAAUUUUCUGUAGGAAAAACCAAAUCACUGUCCACUUAUUUGGUGAUUUGUAUCAUGACAGGAUAGAUCUGAACUGUUUUUAUAAAUAGUAGAGUAGGGAGGAGGAAGCAGUCCUAACUGGUAUUUCUUAUCUUUUUCUAAAGAGUGUAAACCACAACUAAUAGCAUGCAUACUAUAAAUAUGCAUAAUGAGCCAUUUCGGAUUGGCAAUAAAUUUUUGCUAAACAUAAAUCUAUUAAUUUCCUAAGAACAUAAAAAUGUCAGCAGCACUCUGUGUGAAAUGGGACUGGGAGGAAUUCUUCCAAGAAUGUUACAGCAGUAUGGAUGUGUGUACAUCACUGCUAGGAAGUGAAGGCAAAAUUGCAUUGGGUAGUGAUAUGUUUGGAUAAGAAGAGGCCAUGAUACAGCAAGUCUGUAACUGAAAACUUCCUUUGUGUGAUUUUUUGGUAUUGUUAUUUCAAAUCUUUCAUUUUAUGUAUAAACUGCCCUCUGUACUGUAAGAAGAUAUAUAUUUUAAUAUUCAUUUGUAGGAAUUCCAAACAAGAAGAUGACAUUGGAUUGUGUAAAAUCCAGCUAGACAAUUAUGCCACUUAUUUCAUUUAUCAUACAGUUUGUUUUGCACAACUGAUACGUAGCAUUUUUAAAUAUGGCCACUAACACAAUUAUCUUCAUUAACUGAAGCAUUACAUAGUAUGUUGGAACUGGCUACAUUAGCUUAUUUUCAAGAUGUAUUUUUAAAGAAAAUAAACACCACUUUUGCAGAAAAA
This is a messenger RNA of Sphaerodactylus townsendi, 3819 nucleotides long. It is a transcript of the gene DENND6A, whose product is annotated as DENN domain containing 6A. Lineage: Eukaryota; Metazoa; Chordata; Lepidosauria; Squamata; Sphaerodactylidae. Gene Ontology annotation, cellular component: recycling endosome. Gene Ontology annotation, molecular function: guanyl-nucleotide exchange factor activity. The record is from RefSeq and is a predicted model, not a curated record. The coding region runs from base 1 to 1740 and encodes 579 amino acids. The transcript is spliced from 21 exons.